AGCGAGGGUCGAGGAGCUGGCCAUGGCCGAGAAAUUUUGGCUCUUUCGCGCGUAUGAUUCGGUCGUCAGGCUGCAGGCGAAGAGAAGGUUUCUCGUGAGGUCUAGGGCUUAAGAAACAGUGAGGGCCGACUUGGCGCAUGUGUCGAUUGGCGGACGGCUUAUACUCGCGCGAGCACGAGUGUUGCGAUCGAUCGAUAGAUCGACUGUAAAUGUCCAUUAGCCUUGUGGUCUUGUUGGCACGGUCGUUGUUCUCCGACAUGCGGAGCAGGCGAACAGAUCUGUGGACGCUGUCGUGGGCUGCAGACUGUAGCCAUUAGCUUCCUUUGCGCGUGAAGCACGAGGUUUUACACGGCUCUGGAACGGCGGCUUUUUAUUUCUUCUCUGUAAUUUCUUCGAAGUCUUUGACGCCGAGAUGUCGAAGCGGAAAGAGUCCAUCGCGAGAGGGGAUGGUGAUAAGCUGGAUAUCACUCCCCUCGGAGCUGGUAAUGAGGUUGGGCGCUCGUGCGUCUACAUGACGUACAAGGAUAAGACUGUCCUCUUCGAUUGUGGAAUUCAUCCUGGUUACUCGGGCAUGGCCGCUCUACCGUAUUUUGAUGAGAUCGACCCGUCAACGAUAGACGUUCUCCUGGUUACGCAUUUCCACCUUGAUCACUGUGCUUCCCUUCCGUAUUUCUUGGAGAAGACUACGUUUAAAGGAAGAGUGUUUAUGACUCAUGCUACUAAAGUCAUCUACCGUCUCCUGCUCAGCGACUUCGUCAAAGUCAGCAAGGUUUCUGUGGAUGACAUGCUGUACGAUGAGCAGGAUAUUCAACGGACUAUGUCCAAGAUCGAGGUGAUCGAUUUCCACCAGACCAUGGAAGUCAAUGGCAUUCGGUUUUGGUGCUAUACGGCCGGGCAUGUGCUAGGGGCUGCGAUGUUCAUGGUGGACAUUGCCGGUGUUCGAGUCUUGUACACAGGAGACUAUUCUCGAGAAGAGGAUAGACACUUGAAAGCUGCAGAAAUGCCGCAGUUUUCUCCGGAUGUGUGCAUUAUUGAGUCGACCUAUGGAGUGCAGAUUCAUCAACCACGAAUAGUUCGAGAACGAAGAUUGACCGACGCAGUACACCAGACAGUCACCAGUGGGGGCAGAGUCUUGAUUCCUGCAUUUGCUCUCGGGCGUGCGCAGGAAUUAUUGCUUAUACUCGAUGAAUACUGGGAAGCUCAUCCAGAACUACAUCACAUACCAAUAUACUACGCCUCUCCUUUGGCAAAAAAGUGUAUGUUAGUCUAUCAGACCUACAUAAAUGCCAUGAAUGACCGAAUUCGAAGCCAGUUCGAGGUUUCAAAUCCGUUUAUAUUCAAACACAUUUCGCCCUUAAAGAGCAUCGAGCAAUUUGAAGACAAUGGACCAUCUGUGGUGAUGGCUAGUCCUGGAGGCCUUCAAAGUGGACUCUCUCGACAGUUAUUCGAUCUGUGGUGUCAAGAUAAGAAGAGUUCUUGUGUCAUACCGGGUUAUGUUGUUGAGGGAUCUCUCGCUAAGACCAUUAUGAACGAGCCGAAGGAAGUAACCCUUAUGAGUGGUUUAGUAGUACCUCUUAAUAUGAAAGUUCACUAUAUCUCUUUCUCUGCCCAUGCAGACUUUACCCAGACUAGUGCAUUUUUAAGCGAGCUUAGCCCUCCCAACAUCAUUUUGGUCCACGGAGAGUCUAAUGAAAUGGGACGGUUGAAAGCGAAACUACAAACUCAGUUUGCGGAGCAGAAUGUGAAGGUGUUGACCCCUAAGAAUUGUCAAACAGUUGAAAUGUUUUUCAAAGGCGAGAAGAUUGCUAAGGCUGUAGGGCGAUUAGCGGAGAAGACUCCCAAGGAAGGAGAUCCAGUCAGUGGGUUCCUUGUGAGGAAGGGUUUCAGUUACCAGCUCAUGGCCCCCGAUGACUUGGCUAGCUAUACUCAGCUUUCAACAGGAAGUGUGAUGCAGAGACAGUCAGUCCCUUACAAGGGAGCCUUUGCUGUUCUGAGGCAUCGACUUCAACAAAUGUACGAAGGAGUGGAGACCGUUGCUAAGGCGGAACUGGCUACUUUGAAAGUGCAUGACAAGGUGACUGUGAUACAAGAAGGAGUGGAUUACAUCGUUUUACAAUGGGUUUCUGAUCCAGUAAGUGACAUGGUGGCCGACUCCAUCGUUGCCAUGGUUCUUAAACUUGAUUCUCAAAGCAUGGGUGGAAUCGUCUCGAAUGGGUUCAGAGCAAAGGAGGCUCGAUUAGAAAAGGAUGAAAUUAGAAUUGUGCACGCUCUGUUAGUGUCUCUGUUCGGAGAUGUGAAGCUUGACGAGAAACAACAGACUUUGAUUGUCACAGUGGAUGGAGCUGUCGCCACCGUCGAUCAUGCCAACAAGGGAAUCGACUGUAAAGAUGAGAAUCUGAAGAGCCGGAUCAAGGUUGCUCUUCGGAGGAUACAGACAGCCUUGUAUCCCUUGGAUUCGUGAAUCUGAAUUUGCUUACACAAGGCCCCUUUACUGAUAUGCUCAUGGCUUUGGCCAUUCGUCGACAUGGAUUGUGUCGGCAAUGACAAGGUAUUGCCGAUACAGCUCCUUGCUAUGUAGUGGGUGAAGAGCAUGCGAACGUUCUACCUUGCAAUUUUGACUUCGAGCGAGGAAUGAAUAUGGGGCCUAUACAUCAGCUCAUUUCAUUCUGAGCUUACGUAGGAGAGAGAAGACUCAUGAACGAAUGAGGAGGGAUUGAAGAGUUACGGUGGAAUUUAGAUUGAAGCAAUGUGAUCAGGAAGCACCCUUGUCGCGCACAUGUGAAGUGGAAACUGUUUCACUGCUUGCAGGCUUGACCACAAGUGCAAGCAGGUUGAGAAGGAUUACUUGUAAGCAUUUGGUCACUUUUCCACCGCCUCCGGCUUUGGUCGGUCUGAAGAGUGAAUUGUAGCUAGUGUUCGUCCGGUCAAACAUCACGGCUUUGCAGACUACCCGUUUGAGGAGCGUGGAUAGGUUCCAUUUUUAUUCGAUGAGCUGGAGACAUUUCAUCGUUAUACCAUUCUUGAGUUUCAUGAACUAGGGACUAGGGCUCUCAAACUUGCAACGAGCCUUAUAUUCCAGGUGAGUGGCAUCACCUUGAGCAGAAUAAGACUUCAUUUUUCUUUGGAUGAAGGACAAAAGUGUCCUUUAAGAGUUCCAACGGACCUGCUGACUUGCUGCACUGAACUGUGGGCUGGUCUCAUGUGUGUUAAUGAUUUACCGGGCACGUACAAUUUCUGAGCGAGUUCUUGGAGCCCGGAGCAGGUUCUUGUAAUUUAGUUCGCGUGGCAUUGUACUUGGCUAUACUCGAGCAGUAUGAACGGCGAUAUUAAGGAACAGUGUGAGCUUACUUUGGUGGCAGAUCUAGACUUGACUUCUCUCACUGUGAUAAAAUGAAAAGCUCUUACUGCUGACCACUUAUUUUGGCUGCAAUCAACAACAAUUGAGGUACAAGGCGCAGGUAGCUUCCCAAUUUUGGAACUUAUCGUGAAAUGGAGAGGAAGUGAAUGUUUUUACUGAAAGUUACAGGUGGCGUUAAACGUAAGAGGACGUGCAGCUUGUAAAGUAUCAUGUUAUUAGUAAUCGCUGUGAACUUGCAUCAGAUGUUCAAGAAACAGGUCUUCACGUUUUGCUUUCCCAUGGUAUCAACCUUUCAUUCUACAUGGGCAUGAUGCAGGCUACGGGCGGCUGUCAACAAAGCUAAUCCAGAACAACUGGGUUCACUUACCCUGAUGCAGUGAUUGGAGUCAAUCAGUUGAAGGAAGCUACAUUCUUUAUUCUGUUCACUGUGCCUUGUUUUCAGCAGCUAGAAUCUUGUCGGCUUUCUGAGCCUUCUCCGCCAGUAACACGGUUUGGCGGUUUGUAAAUGUUGGUAUAAUACGGUUUGGCUGUUAAAUUUUCAAAUGGA
Molecule: messenger RNA, 3905 nt
Organism: Marchantia polymorpha subsp. ruderalis
Lineage: Eukaryota; Viridiplantae; Streptophyta; Marchantiopsida; Marchantiales; Marchantiaceae
Source: the annotation of a GenBank genome assembly